Messenger RNA from Acaulospora colombiana, 525 nucleotides. Lineage: Eukaryota; Fungi; Glomeromycota; Glomeromycetes; Diversisporales; Acaulosporaceae. The record is from the annotation of a GenBank genome assembly.
UCUUUUAAUGGUAAUCCGGUGGGCUCGACUGUGAGAAAAUACCCAACGUAUAACCGCGAAGGCGGUGAGAUCUGUGCAUCUGCUGAUGGCCAGAUAUCCCGAAAAAGAACCAGAACGAGCUCCAGAAUGAAAAACGAGGCGAUGGGCAACCUUGGCGAGCCGGCGACUGAGUUGGUCCAGGGUGGAAGUGUGCACACUGACUUCCUCCAGCGGCUACCUCCUGCUGGGCAUUUGAGCUUUACUCAAAUCUCCAGACUUCCUUCAUUCACUCGAUGUCAAAAUCUACUGAUCUAUUCCCCGAGCACCGCUAAUUCUCCUAAUUUUAGCUUGCCCUCGAGCCCGUUCAACCUGUCUGUUUUGCAGAGGUUGUUGGGCUCUGUUGGUUCAUUUGGCUCUCUUCAGUCUGCAGCCAUUUGUACCAAAAUUAUCGCAGCCUUUGAGCCGCGCCGCAACUGCGCUGUGUGGAUAUACGAAAUGGCUAUAGCUCCCGGCGACCCUACAAAAAGUGACUGUGCUGCUUUGUGA